Messenger RNA from Arabidopsis lyrata subsp. lyrata, 3922 nucleotides. Its product is annotated as PRA1 family protein H. Bases 3013 to 3552 code for a protein of 179 amino acids. Gene Ontology annotation, cellular component: endoplasmic reticulum; Golgi apparatus. Lineage: Eukaryota; Viridiplantae; Streptophyta; Magnoliopsida; Brassicales; Brassicaceae. The record is from RefSeq and is a predicted model, not a curated record. The transcript is spliced from 4 exons. Gene Ontology annotation, biological process: vesicle-mediated transport.
ACUUUUAAGAAAAGUAUAGAUAUGAUUGUUUUAUUAUACAUCUAAUUAACUUUUAAUAUUUGUUUCAUCGUUUUUACAAAACUAUAAUAAGAUUUUUUUAUUUUAUUUUUUUUGUCAACAACUAAUAUAUUAACUUGUUUUUUUUUCCUUCACAAUUUAAUAUUGAGAGGUUGCCUUAAAUGUAUCACCAGUUCAAAAUCCGGUUCGAUCCAUCUGUUAACGUAUUUCUUAAGUGAAAACCGUAAAUUGGACAGUAGAUGCGUGUAGUAGAGCAAAUGGCGCGUGUGAAAGUGGCAUGGGAUGUAAAUUCCGUGUUGACGAGGUUUAUGUCGGGAUAUUGGGUUGUCUUCACGUGCAUCUCCACCGUCCGAUAAAGUUUGAUUCUCACUGUCUUUUUUUGUCAUUUAUUAUUUUAUUUAUUUAUUACUAGCCUCAUUUGUUUACGCGAAGGACUCCGUAAAUUGAGGUAAUUUCAUUUUGGUCCCUCAUCUCAUUAUCUUGCUCCCCCAAAAACCCCACCUCCCACAAUUUUUUUCAAUACCAGAAACGUUACAAUCAGAUUAGUUUCCAGAUUAAAAAAUACCGGAAAGUUGGAAUUAAAAAUAAAAAAGAAUAAGAAAUAGGCACACCAAUUAUACACAUGGAUGAUGGGUCAUGUAUAUAGAAUUAAUAAAAAUAUAAAAUACAGGUUAGUUGCAGAUAUGGAUAUCAGGAUCACAUCUUAAUUAAAAAAUAUAUUAGCCUUAUAAUAUUCGAGUGGGAAUAAUAAUAAUUCAUUUAAAUCUUUUAACCAAAAAUAAUAAUAAUUCAUUUCACUAGGAGACACGUGUGAAACAAGAUUAGCUGCGGCGGCCGCUUUUCCUUGGUGGAACCCACACGCUCAUAUUAAGGUCAUCCAGAAUCUCAAUCCCAACCAACCAGAUUUUUUCCCUCUCUUUUCUUCUCACCCGAUUCGAAGUCGGCCACAUAUUUUAUCUUUAUUGCUUAUUUAUCCCAUUUCUUUCGAUCUUAGACAUCUAGAACCCCGUCAUUUAUUAAUCUCAAGUUCUCAACAAAAGUAUCUCAAUCAUCCAUUUAUGCAUUAAAAGCUCACAGAAAAUUAACUACAUUUCCAUUACGCACCGCUUCAAAAUUAGUUUCAAAAGUAACAUCAUUCACCGGCAUUUCAUUAAUUGGAGAAGAAGAUUUUGUUUUCUUAAGAGUAAAUUUAAUACUCGAGUAUAACACAAACAAAUUCAAUAAGAUGUUCUUUUCAUUAGAUCAAGUUUUAAAUCUAAUUUUCUUUUAACUAUAAAUAAUUAGUACUAGUAACAUUUAUCAAAGCAAAAAAAAAAAAAAAAAGCAUUUAUCAAAGGAUCCUAUCCAUACCAGAGCUUCAUAAAGUUUUGCACCAUAAAAAUUUAAUUCCUGAAAAAGGUUGGGGUUCGCAUGAAAAAGAAUGGGAAUAAUAGGGGAGUAUAUUUUGUAAUAAAGUUUCAACCAAUGUGAAGCAGCCACGCAGGUGGCUUCACCUGGACACAUGUUACCAAAUAUGGGGACAGGUGGCGCUGUGAAAUGUCGUAACGUGACAGACAGUCACUAUAGAGAAAUAGUUGCGUCGGCUGUGUGACGCUGAUAUCAUUCCCACGUGUGGGCGCGCGUGAAAUGGGUCCCUAUUGGGCGUGUGCUUUGUGGCGUGGCGCGUGAGACACGUGUUAGACUUCUGCUUAUUACAAAACACCUUAUUGGAACUCUGCAACCAAACAAGGACCACUUAUUUCCAUUUUACGUAGUAUUUAUUAGAUUACAUACACAUUCGUGUCUCUUUUUUUUCGUUUAGGGACAAAAAAAAUCUCCAUAUCAUCGUCUGAAUAAUCUCGAAAGUCACUAUCUAGUUAUUUUUGAUUAAACGUAUUUCUCAUCCUGAUUUGUUACUCACUCGUUAUACAAAAAAGGUUAUUUGAUAAUCCUAUCCUAGUAUUAUUUUUAAUGGAAAAUGUCAUUAUGGGGUAUGGGCGGUAGCCGUUACCGUUAAACUGCCGUUAGCUACGGCAUAUGAGAGUUGGGUGAUGUGUCAGGUCAGUUGAAGUGUCGUCGUCUUUUCCAUGAAACUUCGAGAAGACCUUAUUGGGUUUCACGUGUCUUUUGACGCCGUCAACUCCUUUUUUUUCCUUUUUUUCCUUUUUUUCGCUAUAACUAAAAUCAUGUAAUUAGCCUUUUGAACUUGUUAUCGCCGUCCUUCACGCUCCUUGCAUUUCACACUCGAUUUUGUUUCUUUUUUGUUGGGCAGAACUCGAUUUUAUUUCUUUAUACAGUAUAUUACGAACAAAAGGUAACAGCCUGAUUUACUAUUUGAUUGCCGACAUAAAGAAACUUGAAAAAAAAAAAACAUAUUCCGACUGUGAGGACUCGAGGCUUUAAUAAUAAUCGAUUGAUUAUGCAAAUGCUGUUAGCUUUUUUUUUUUAAUCCGAUUACAAAAUAGUCAAAGAUAGUAACAUCCUUUUAUCAAAAAAAGAAGAGAUAGUAACAUUAUUAUAUUGUGUCGUUAAUUUUCAUAAUUCCUUCAUUUUUAGUGUUAUUUUUCUUCCGCUAAAAUUUCUUCCAACUGGAAAAAUUAUAUCAAUUGUUAGGUAAUUUUGUCUAAAUUAAUGGGCUCAAAUAAAGGCCUGAUCAAAAUUACACUAAAGAGACCCAGAGAAUAUGCUGGGCAGUUAUGGACACUAACAUUCUAAUUAAUUUGAAUGGCGUGUUAGUACAUUAACUUUAAAAUUCGCGAUUUGCUUGCUUAGCAAAUAGCAAGAGCAUGGAUUCGUAAUUAUACAUACUAUUAAUAAUCAAAACUGGCGUACCAACCAGGCAUGUGACGCAUUCCAUUAAUCCAUUAAUGAGUAAAUCAUACUGUGAUCUUCUAUGUAUAAAGACAACAAAACAUAUUGCCAACAAAAAAAAUCGUAACAUAACAGAAUAAAUUGGAAUAAGAGAAAUAAACUACUUAAUAAACAAAAUUCAAAUCUCCUGCGAGAGAAUACAUAAUGCAAAGCAGAGAGAAACAACCGGUCUCCGCCGCGUCAUUAUAUCCCACCGUAGUUUCACGGGCGAAGAUUCUCUUGUCCCUCCUCAAAAUCAACCCUUUUGGUAAGCUAACAACGAAUGACUUGACCAAAGACAAAACGCAUCCGUUUAGCGUUUUCCGCGGCAGAACCGAACUCUACUCGUUCCCGGAAUCACAAUCAGAGGCAGCGGCAAGAGUUCAAGAAAACGUUAGGCAGUUCAACGGAAACUACAUUUUUGUUUUUGUCAUCUUCUUCUUACUCUCUCUGUAUAAGCAGCCAAUACCAUUUUUGACGCUGUUAGCGAGUUUUCCGGUUACGGAUUAUCUUGACAAAUUGAUUAUUAAAACAGGACUUGAUCAAGCUUACCCCUUCGUUCGUCGUUUGCUCUUCUUCAUCUCUAAACUAGGAAUAGCUGCUCUUCUCAUGCGUACGGAAGUUGUCAUUGCUUUUUUCUUUUCUCUUCUUGCUGCUUACUUCGCUAUGAUGUUGCACGGAGCGUUAAGGAUAUUGCAUGAAUGAGAGGUCGAAUCUUCUAAAAGACUUUUGGAUUUAUGUCUUCGGACAUACUUACCAAAUAUUAAAAGUGUUAUAUUGUAGUAUGAUAAUUAUAGAUGUAUAGCUAUCUAUUGAACAAACUCAUGUAUAUAUAUAUGGCUUUUGUUUAGAAAGGAUGAUAACUAAAUCACGAAACAAGAAAGCUAUUCAUAAAAAUAAAAAAAUCAAAUAUAAUGUCUUGGAGAUUUUACAUUUUUGUAACAAUACAAAAAAAAGAAAGCCAAACCCUUGGUUAUACACAACUAUGAAUAGAAAUUCCUCUUGAAAACUUGGAGCAGGAAAAUUGCGAAAAAAAACAUUUCAAGAAAAAUGAAGGAAAGAAAGAAAAAAAAAA